AAUUCCUUGUUUACUUCCGGGUUUAUUAAUACUGAAGAGAACGUGAGUAGGUUAGAAUUUUUGUUGAAAAGGUUCGCGGUCUCGGUUUGUCCUCUGCUCCAGAGACCAAUGUAGAGUUGAUAUCCAGGACGAGGAAAGACUGCGGUGCCCGGAGGAGCUGCCUCUCCAGAGUGCUGUCAGUUUCGCAGGCCGGACCAUAGAGGUGAGCCAGAAUAUCUUCCAGCGCCUGAGACCCCGCGCCCACUCCGCCCCGCAGGCUUUCAUCCUCGCCAUGGCUGAACUGAUCCAAAAGAAGCUUCAGGGAGAAGUGGAGAAGUAUCAACAGCUGCAGAAGGACCUGAGUAAAUCCAUGUCCGGCAGGCAGAAGCUUGAGGCACAGCUAACGGAAAAUAAUAUCGUGAAGGAGGAACUGGCCCUGCUGGACGGGUCCAACGUGGUCUUUAAACUGCUGGGCCCCGUGCUGGUCAAACAGGAGCUGGGGGAGGCUCGGGCCACAGUAGGGAAGAGGCUGGACUACAUCACAGCCGAAAUUAAGCGAUAUGAAUCCCAGCUCCGCGACCUGGAGCGGCAGUCAGAGCAGCAGAGGGAGACCCUUGCUCAGCUGCAGCAGGAGUUCCGGAGGGCCCAGGCUGCCAAGGCAGGGGCUCCUGGGGAGGCCUGACCCCACCCUGGGGAGGGGAUGAGGCAGCUCCUGGGUCUGUACGGUGGUGGGUAAUAAAAUGUGAAAGUGG
Fukomys damarensis (Damara mole-rat) is the source of this 731-nucleotide messenger RNA. RefSeq names its product prefoldin subunit 6 (gene Pfdn6). The record is from RefSeq and is a predicted model, not a curated record. Gene Ontology annotation, molecular function: protein-folding chaperone binding. Gene Ontology annotation, cellular component: cytoplasm; prefoldin complex. NCBI's taxonomy places the organism in Eukaryota, Metazoa, Chordata, Mammalia, Rodentia, Bathyergidae. The coding region runs from base 272 to 661 and encodes 129 amino acids. The transcript is spliced from 4 exons. Gene Ontology annotation, biological process: chaperone-mediated protein complex assembly; protein folding.